ACAUAUUUGGCGUCAGUUAAUCAACUUAAUCGUCAACUCUAGUGAGUGUUAGUUAAUCUAACUAGCCCGUCUUAGUGUCGACUCUGCACUGCCGGCGCGCGUUCUAUCAGUCCCGACGCGUGGAGGCGCGUCUGGAGUCAAUUAAUUCCAACUCCGGUCAUUAUUUGGUAGUACUACCUAACUAACGAUUAUCGACUCGACGACACCACUUUGGAAGACUGCGUAUUGCGCGCCAGGCGGCCUCAUACUUACUUUGAAACCUCAGGUCCAUACACUGCAGGAAAUUGAGAGGCCUGUCCAGCCAGAAAUAUGGGAGAUGUUGUCGACGAGCUCAACGAGCUCUUCGCGUCCUCGUGCCCCAAUGGACUGCCCAAGGAUGUGCUCGCAGAACUACAGUCGAUCUUGCGCGUGCAUGCGAUCUCCCCACAGGAACUGUUCUAUAAAUGGGAAUCUUACAGUUUGAAGAUGGGACCAGAUGAGACGAAAUUGAACCUCGAUACGGUGCGCAUGUUCAAACGGGAUGUGCAGGACACAUUGGAGAGAGAGACCAAAGGGAAGAAUGCGCGGAACACAGAGAAGAGGGGCAUAGUCACUGCUACGCCCCGUGGAACAGCCAAUGCUGAUAUCUUUGGGAUGCUAGAUGAAUUGACCCCAAACACACCUCAUGGUCGCGGAUCGGCGAAGCGCAAGUCGGAUUUUGGUACUCCCUCAUUAUCGAAAUCUGUCAAAUCGGAAGUCAAUGGAUCGCCUCGCGAUAUUAAAACCCCUCAGAAAGCGACGAACGGCAUUACAAAUGGACCACAAACGGUACCUUUCUCUGAGCGCCAGAAUCCCGGAGAAGUCAUCGAGACACUCAACGCCCAUUUAUCCAUGCCAGACGCACCCAUCGCUCCCUUUUCCGAACCGCGCAUCAGGCCGACAGCGAAUACGGAUAUGAAAAAGUUUGGAUACAAGCCCAUGGCGAUGCGUCUAUCGGAAGCCUCAGAGAUCCUUGAUGACCGGAUAGAUGAGUUCAUUUCUAUCUUCCAAAAGCAAUACGGCGAUGAGGAUGUAACUUUUGGAGAUGCCGCAACUCAGAGUACAAGCGAAAUCAUUGCCGUGGGUCGAAUCGCGUCGGACAGUCUGGAAGGAAAGCUGAACCCGGCCUCUCUCGUUCUCGAAACCUCCCGGCGAACAGGAGCAGGUUUGAGGGUGCCAUUGAAGGUCGAUUCGUUGCCAGUGCACUUCUUCCCAGGUGAAAUCGUUGCUCUCAAGGGCAUCAACGCAUCUGGGCAGUACUUUUCUGUCAAAGAAGUCCUGCCAAUUCCUUUACUUCCGCCAGCGGCCUCUACACCUGCGGCGCUAGAUGCAAUAAAUGAACGACUAGGAGGCAGCGAAUCUGCCCAACCGCUGAAUGUCCUGAUCUCGUCGGGACCGUACACAGCGGAUGACAAUCUCGAGUUCGAGCCCCUGAAGGAACUAUGCCAGAAGGCUGCCGAUCAGUGCGCAGACAGCUUGAUCUUGAUGGGGCCUUUCUUAGAUAUAGAACACCCGCUGGUCGCGUCGGGAGACUUCGACCUUCCCGAAGUGAAAGGAUAUGAUCCAGACACUGCAACCCUUGCAACCGUCUUCCGGCAUUGCGUUACGGCUCCCCUGCAGCGACUUGUUGCAGCCAUUCCCAGCGUUACUAUCAUCAUGGUCCCCUCCGUACGGGAUGCAGUGAGCAAGCAUGUGUCCUGGCCACAGGAACAACUCCCCAAAAAGGAGCUGGGUCUGCCCAAGCAGGUCCGUAUGGUGUCGAACCCAGUCACUCUAUCUCUCAAUGAGACCGUCGUUGGGCUCUGUUCUCAUGACGUUUUGUACGAAUUGAGAAGGGAGGAGGUACUCAGCGGUAGACCCAAGGAGGGUAAUCUGCUGACCAGGUUGCCCAAAUACCUGAUCGAGCAGCGACACUUUGCUCCCAUUUUCCCUCCAACUUCGCGAGAACAUCUGCCAAAAUCGGGCGUGGAGGGUGGGCUGGCCACGGGGGCCAUGUUGGAUCUGAGCUACUUCAAACUCGGUGAAUGGUGGAAUGUUCGACCAGACGUGUUGAUCACGCCUAGUCUACUCCCCCCGUUUGUCAAGGUCGUCGAUAGCGUCCUCGUCAUCAAUCCCGGCACCAUAUCAAAACGGAGAGCCGCCGGGACGUACGCCCAACUCGCCAUUCAUCCACGCACCAUGACGGACGAAGAGCGCGAAGAGAAGCAGCUAGGCCACAAGAUCUUCGAACGGGCCCGAGUUGAUGUAAUCAGAAUUUGAUUUCUUUUGAUAGUUACCUCCCAUUAUACGCAUUAUGGGGUAGGAGAUGAUUGGCGUUAGUUUGGAUGUAUUCGCAGG
Messenger RNA from Paecilomyces variotii, 2355 nucleotides. Its product is annotated as DNA polymerase alpha/primase associated subunit. The coding region runs from base 310 to 2277 and encodes 655 amino acids. Gene Ontology annotation, biological process: DNA replication; DNA replication initiation. The record is from RefSeq and is a predicted model, not a curated record. Gene Ontology annotation, molecular function: DNA binding. NCBI's taxonomy places the organism in Eukaryota, Fungi, Ascomycota, Eurotiomycetes, Eurotiales, Thermoascaceae. The transcript has 4 exons. Gene Ontology annotation, cellular component: alpha DNA polymerase:primase complex.